This is a messenger RNA of Huiozyma naganishii CBS 8797, 816 nucleotides long. RefSeq lists its product as uncharacterized. The transcript has a single exon. The coding region runs from base 1 to 816 and encodes 271 amino acids. Lineage: Eukaryota; Fungi; Ascomycota; Saccharomycetes; Saccharomycetales; Saccharomycetaceae. The record is from RefSeq and is a predicted model, not a curated record.
AUGUCCUGCUUCAACAUUAACGUAUCAUUGUCUAAGACAGAGCGGUCCUUUCUGCCACCUUCUUCUUCCCGUAUCGUCCCCCGCACUCUUGCUUCUCGUGCCCACCCCCUCUCCCCCAGUCUGUUACGCAGCAGAGACAGCCAUACUUGUAACUUCCGCAGGGGGCUUCCUCUUCUUCUUUUUCCGCGUCUUCUGUUAGAGGAAUCCUCCUCACACAGUGCUGUCGUUGUUGGUUCACGUUCUGGGCACGGCAGUAUACAAUCCCGUCACACCGCUGUUUGUCCUCUUCCGGGGCUAUCUGUGGGGGGAACAAAAGGACAAAGGACAUAUUGCCUUCGCUCCGAUCUCCGCAUGACGCAAGGAACGGCGCACCGCCCAAAGAAGACACGGAGCGGCAAAAUGUCCUGGACAUCCCCGGAGCGGACAAAUCUGGAACUCGGAAGGGGGGGGUGGGGCGGAGCGCGUGCGGGGAAUGUCUGUGUGGAUUUGCCGUGGUCUGCACCCAGCCACCGCAGCCACCUUCUCCAGGUGUGUCUGGCAGAGACAGGGCCGUGCAAUUCACAGAUAAUAGAACAAAGAGCGGAGGGCAGUGUCCCGGAGGGGGUGCCGUUUCACAACGUGGCAGGUGCAACAGAUGGGAGGGAGGCGUGUUGUUGCACUGUUGCUCGCUUGAAUGGGAGGCACAGACGAGGCAACACCCGAGGCGUCAUUGGUGUCAGGAGAAGGACCCAGCUCCGUGUCAAUUGCCUCAUCACACGGUAUCUUGUAGAGAAAGAAAAACGAUUAAAAGUUUAUGUAAUACCUAUUGAGAUUUAG